Molecule: messenger RNA, 8726 nt
Organism: Eufriesea mexicana
Lineage: Eukaryota; Metazoa; Arthropoda; Insecta; Hymenoptera; Apidae
Gene: ds
Product: dachsous cadherin-related 1
Exons: 17
Coding region: 1-8397 (2798 amino acids)
Biological process (GO): cell-cell adhesion mediated by cadherin; cell migration; multicellular organism development
Cellular component (GO): catenin complex; adherens junction; plasma membrane
Molecular function (GO): cadherin binding; beta-catenin binding; calcium ion binding
Source: RefSeq, a predicted model, not a curated record
AUGCGAGAGAUUAACGAAGACGAGGCUAGAGACGAGGCUAGAGACGAGGCUAGAGACGAGGUCGAAGACGAUGUUUCCGACAGGAAGUCGCCGAACAGAGAACGUCGGGUGCAGGCUACGGAUCCGGAUUGCGGCGUGAACGCCAUGGUGAAUUACACGUUAGCCGCGGGAAGAAUGGAAAGCGAACAGCUGAUGGUACGCAGCGAUACCGGAGACAUUUGCGUCAGAACACCGUUGGACAGGGAAACCGCACCCUAUCUGGAGAUUCCUGUCAUCGCUACCGACAGAGGGGGCCUGAGUACAGUGGCCAUCGUGAGGGUGCAGGUGACGGAUGUGAACGAUAACCGACCGAUCUUCGAGCCGAGAAAGUACAACGUCACGUUGAAGAGCGACGGCCCGAUCCAGGGCCCGAUCCUCAGGCUGGUAGCCACGGAUUUGGACGCCGGGCUUUUCGGACAAGUGGCUUAUCGAAUCACGAACGGGAACGAGGCCGGUGUUUUCCACAUCGAUCGCAACACCGGCGAACUACAGAUCGCGUGGCCGAGUCUGUUGUCCAGGUCGCCGUUGCACCAGUUGAACGUAACGGCGACGGACGCGGCCGGUCUGAAGAGCAGCUUCGACGCCGAGGUCCGGAUCACCACGUCGUCGCCGGGGCACAGAGUCGCGAGCUGCGACAAGCCGCGUUACACCAUCACCGUGAAGGAGACCGUGCCGCAGAACAGCAUCGUCGGUGGCGUAAAGGACGGUGGUUCGUCUUCCUCGUCGUCAGGUGAACGGCCAACCAGAUUUUAUUUGGCGAAGGAAGAACCGGAUCUAACGAUGGAUUCCAACACGGGCAUGAUUCGAAUUCGCCUUCCAUUGGAUCGAGAAACCAGGGACAAGUACAUCCUCAGUGUCGAGGCACGCAAUGGAAUCUCCGUGGGCUACUGUCAGGUGGAGUUGAACGUGGAGGACGUGAACGACAACCCGCCGACCUUUCCGACCACGAGCGUCCGCAUUUCCGUCCCGGAAUCGCAUCCCCUUCACACGGCGCUUUACGUGGCACACGCGACCGAUCCGGACAUCGUGCCCUCGCACCCGAUACGCUAUGUCCUUGGCCAGAACAGCAACGACCUGUUCGGAAUAGACGCCCGUUCCGGAGAGCUCUAUUUAGCGAGGAGAUUGGAUUACGAGACUCAGCAACGGCACGGUCUUCUGAUAAGAGCGCUGGACGGUGCCGGCCUCUCCGCGAACCUCAGCCUGAGCGUCGAGGUGCAGGACGUGAAUGACAACCCCCCAGUGUUCGAGAGGAACGAGUAUCACGUGGAGGUUCCCGAAGGCGCCAAGCUCGAUUCUCAAAUUCUUCAGGUGACCGCGGUGGACCUUGAUACGGGCAAUAACGCGAGGUUGAGUUACCGUCUCCAAGGAUCCACGGCCUUCCGGAUCAGUCCGAACACCGGCUGGAUUUAUCUCGCGCAGAUCCUCGAUCGCGAGACCCUGGAUCGGCACGCGCUGACGGUUCUCGCGACCGACAACGGUUCUCCGGCCGCGACCGCCUGUGCUUCCGUGCUGGUCACGGUGCUCGACGACAACGACAACGACCCCCGCUUCGAGAAGGACUUUUACGGAUUCGAGCUGCUGGAGAACCUGCCCUCGGGUACGCUGGUCGGAUCCGUGAGCGCCUCCGAUCCCGAUCUCGGCAAGAACGCCCUGCUCAGGUACGCGGUGGUCCAGGCCAACAGCAGUUUCACCGUCGACCCUGAUACAGGUGAAAUCACGACGAGAGAGCCGCUCGAUCGGGAAACGAAGGGUGUGCACGAGCUGGUUCUCGAGGCUAGAGACCAAGGAACCCCGUCCAGGGCGGCCAGGGUACCGUUGAAGGUGAUGGUACUGGACGUGAACGACAACUCGCCCGAAAUCGUGGAUCCGCAGGGAGACGUUGUGAGCGUGAGGGAGGAACAACCCCCGGGGACGGAAGUAGCGAGGGUCAGGGCGUUGGACACCGACCUCGGCGAAAAUGCGUCCGUAACCUAUACGAUUCUGAAAGACCGAGACUCGGAUGGUUACAACGUUUUCACCAUUGACCCGAUCACCGGCAUGAUCAGAACGAAGGCGGUUCUCGAUCACGAGGAACGAAACGUGUACCGGGUGUCCGUAAAGGCGACGGAUGCAGGCCGACCACCCCGGCACAGCAUACGCGCGUUAAGAGUCGAGGUUUUAGCGCUCGCGGAUAACCGGCCGACCUUCACCAGCAGCAGCCUUACCUUUAACGUACGCGAGGACGCCAGCAUCGGACAAGCGGUGGGCUCGGUGUCGGGGGCGGGCCCCGCGGGUCGCGUGGCCUUCACCUUGGAUUCCCUGACGCCCAUCAGCGAGUUUCCAGCGUUUGACGUGGAUCGUAGCUCCGGCCAGCUGGUGGUCGCCCAUUCCCUCGACCGCGAGAACGUCAGCGAAUACCAUCUAGAGAUUCGCGCGUUGGACACCACGUCGAUCGGCAACCCUCAAAGCAUCGCCGUCUCCGUGAAGAUCGUGAUCGAGGACGCGAACGACAAUCCGCCCCGAUGGCCGCAGGAUCCGAUAACGGUGCGCGUCUCGGAGAGGGCGGUGAUCGGUUCCACCAUUUACAAUUUGACGGCCAUCGAUCUCGACAGCGGUUUAAACGGCGACCUUCGAUACGGUCUGGUGGCCGAAUUUCCAUCCAGAGGCAGUUUCGCGGUCGACUCGUUGACCGGCGCUCUCACCUUGGCCAGGCCGCUCGACAGGGAGGAACGAGCCGAGUACACGUUGAUCCUCAAGGCGUCCGACCGUGCUCCACCCGGCGAACAAUUAGCCUCGACCGUGACCGCCAGGAUCAUCGUGUUGGACCAGAACGACAACGACCCGGUUUUCGUUGCUCCGGAAUCGACCAAAGUCGCCAUCACGCCGGAUCUCUUGCCAGGGGCGACGCUCGUGAGAGUGGUCGCCGUGGAUAAAGACGCAGGUGACAAUGGCCGUGUAUCGUACGUGAUUACAUCGGCGAACGAGGAGGCGAGAUUCUCGGUGGGUUACGAGUCCGGUAUAGUGAGCCUGGAGAGGCCGAUGGUGAGGUCGACCGAGCUCGAGAUUACGGCGAACGAUCACGGUUCCCCACCGCGCAAGUCCACUCUCAAGCUGAUUCUGACGUUGGCUUCUGGACAGACCAACGGACCUCCUCGGCUACUGCUGGCCAACCCUGUAGCUAGAAUUUCAGAGGACCUCCAGGUUGGAGCGCCGGUUCUAAACGUCGCCGGUCCUAUCAUCGCCGAUCAGGGUAACGUCAGCUUCAGCAUCCCGAGCAACUUGGCCUCGGACAAGUUCUCCGUUACGCCGAACGGUCUGGUCACUCUGCGCGGCCCGCUGAAUCGCGAGGAAGCCUCCCGCUACUCCGUGCCGAUUCUAGCCAGGUCCAGCAAGCUGUUGGACAUUAGCACGCUCGAGGUUGUAGUCAUGGACGAAAACGACAACAGCCCCGAAUUUCGACCGGGUUCGUGCUACACGCUCGCCGUUCCCGAGAAUCAGGGAACCUCGGUGAUUCACACGGUCGCCGCGGCUGAUCUCGACGAGGGAAAGAACGGGGAAAUUUAUUACAGCAUCGUUGGUGGCAACAUCGGCGCAAAGUUCGCCCUGGACCCGGUGACCGGAAUGCUGUCCAUGUCGAAUCUGGAUCGGGAAGCGGUGACCAAGUACAUCCUGACGAUUUCAGCCAAGGACAAGGGUCGACCCAGCUUGGAGGCACGAUGCAACUUGACCGUGAUCGUGCUGGACGUGAACGACAAUGCUCCCACGUUCGUUCAAAAUCAGUACACCGAGUCGAGGCCACGAGGUCCCGUCCCGAGCUCGGAGUAUCCCGGAUUCUCCCUGUCCAAUGGCUUCUCCUACGGAUCCUCCAAUUAUCCGACGAAUUAUAAUCCCAGCAAGUACGUGGCGACCGUUUCCGAGGACGUGGCGCCGGAUUCUAACGUGAUGUCCGUGAGAGCGACGGACCCCGACCAGGGGGUGAACGGAAAGAUCACAUACACCAUCGGCGAGGAGACGAGCUGGCUGUUCAGGGUUGACAACCUAACGGGCGUCGUUACAACCGCCGGCCCCUUGGACCGCGAACGCCAGAGCCUGUACACGUUCGUCGUGGUGGCCACGGACAGCGGCAAGUACGACGCCAAGACCACCACGAUCCCCGUCGAGAUUCGAGUGAGCGACGUGAACGACAACGCCCCCGUCUUCGAGGAGUACCCUUUCCGUGCUCGCGUGUCGAUCGGUACUCAACCGGAGAAGAACAUCCUGCGAGUAGUGGCGACCGACGUCGACGAGGGUCUAAACGGCGAGAUCGUCUACUCGUUCCUGCACGAUCAAGAGAAGCCCAAGUUCAGGAUACACCCGAGCACCGGCGCCGUCACCGCGGCGUUGUCCCUGUCGCAGGACAACGGCAAGACCUAUCACCUGGAGGUGUUGGCCAGGGACAAGGGAAAUCCGCCGAAAAGCGCUCGGGGGUUGAUCGAGCUGCAAGUGGGAGACCUGGCCGAUUUGGCGCCCGUGUUGAAGUUUCAGAACGAGUCGUACGAGGUCGUGAUUCAGGAGAAUUCCGCGGCUGGCACCGAAGUGAUCCAGGUCUCGGCAGUCAGGUCGGACGGUAGGCGACAACACGUAGCUUAUUCCCUGGGAUCGGGCAACGACUUCGGCACGUUCGCCAUCGACGAGGAUACCGGCCUGCUGCGCGUCAACGAUCCGUCGAGGCUGGACGCGGAACUGUGGACGGACAUGCGGGUGAAACCGACGGAGGAACAGACGGAGGAUGGUCGAACGAAUUCGUGGGGCAGGUCGUUGGAGGGGCAGCAGUCGAAGGAGAAACCCAGGGACAGCUCGAAGCACGUGCUGACCGUGGCUGCCAGGACCAGUGGACCGGAUCCGUUGGAGGCUUACGCGAGGGUCGUGGUGAAGGUGUCGGACGUGAACGAUAAUCCGCCGAUCUUCACUCAGACGCAGUACUCGGCGACGGUGCUGGAGGGUAACGUGAAGGGUGACUUUGUCGUGAAGCUUUCGGCCAGCGACGCGGAUCAAGGGACGAACAGCAGGAUCCUGUAUCACAUCGUGGACGGGAACCCGGACAACGCGUUCACCAUCAGCCCGCCGUACAGCGGUAUCGUUCGCACGAACAUAGUUCUCGAUCGAGAGAUUCGGGAGAAGUACAGGUUGACGAUAAUUGCGACGGAUCAAGGGAAUCCUCAGUUGACCGGGACGGCUGCCCUGAGCGUCCGAGUGAUCGAUAUCAACGACAAUCAACCGACCUUCCCGGAGCACAGCAUCAUCUCGGUUUCCGAAGGUACCGCGGUUGGCACCGUGCUCACCACCAUCACGGCCAACGACGUGGACAGUUCACCGGCUCUCACCUAUCGAUUCGGCAACGUGACCAGUCCGGGUCCGUUCAGCAUCGAUAGAUACGGAGGCAAGGUCGUGCUGCGACGGCGUCUGGACGCCGAAACGCGGUCAGAGUACAGCCUACAGGUGAUCGCUAGCGACGGCAUCCACGAGGCGACCACGGACCUGAUAGUCCGCGUCACGGAUCUCAACGACAACGCUCCGCGGUUCCAGCAAUCCGCUUACAUCGCCACGCUGCCCGAGGGACGAGGGGACUUGCAAGAAAUUCUGACGGUGAACGCGACCGACGACGACCUCACGGAGGACAACAGUCGAGUGCGAUAUUAUCUGCUGAAAGCUACCAAAGGUUUCUCGGUGCAUCCUGUAACCGGUGUUCUGACGGUUAAUCGUACCGCGAUACCGAGACCCUUGCCCAAAGAGGUGGAGUUGGCCAUUGUAGCGGAAGAUUAUGGCAAACCACCGGCGUCGUCCAUAUGCUCCGUCGUCGUACGAUUGAGCAGCUUGAAGAGCACCUUACCCGGCAAAGAGUACAAGAUCACCGUAAAGGAAAACACGUUGAAGGGCACCACUCUGAUGAGAUUAUCCGACGUAGACCUGUUGGACGGCGCUAUCGUAGCUGGCGAUGACAGUGGAACGUUCGAAAUAUCCAGAGGCAAAUUGAUUCUCUCCAAGCCGUUCGAUAGAGAAACGAAGGACAAGUACGUUUUACGACUAGGCUCUAAGAACGAAAACAUGACAACCGGUUCGCUGGUAGGAGACGAACCCGUUACGGUGAUCAUUACGGUGGAAGACGUAAACGACAAUUACCCUCGUUUCUUGGAAGAUCUUCAUCAGGUAUCGAUCAAAGAGAACGCGGCUCGCGGUACCACGGUGGCCACGUUACGAGCGAAAGACGACGAUCUGAUUGGUAGCGCGGCCGCAAAUUUGAUAUACGAGAUCACUUCCGGCAACGACGGUGGCCUCUUCCGCGUGGACAAGGCUACCGGCGCGGUGCUGGUGAACGCGACCUUGGACUGCGACCUCGAGCCAGAUAUUCACAAUCUCGUUGUGAUGGCGUGCGACAGCGACCCGGUCACGCCUCUGUGCGCGUUGACGCGGCUUCGUAUUCACCUGGAGGACGUGAACGACAACUCGCCGAAAUUCCCGGUCUCGGAAUACCUCGAGUUCGUGGGAGAGAACGAACCGAUCGGUACCACCGUCUUCUCCGCGCGCGCCUCGGACUUGGAUCGCGGUAUCUUCGGAUCGUUGAACUACUCCAUCGUGUCCGCAGCGGCAACCGGGUUCUCCGACAUCGACGACAGCUGGAAGUUGUUCGCCGUGGACGGGAAAUCGGGCACGGUGACGACCCGCGCCGUUUUCGACUACGAGCUGCGGAACAGAUACGCGUUUACAUUGCGAGCAACCGACACGGGUGGUCGCACGGCUGCUGUCAGAGUCAGAGUGGAGAUCGAAUCGAGGGACGAAUUUUAUCCGCAGUUCACCGAAAGGAUGUACAGAUUCGGCAUCAGAAGCGGAGCUCAGGUGCUUCUCGGCACGGUGAUCGGUCACGUGACCGCGACAGAUCGAGACAAAGGACCGGACGGACGGGUGGUUUAUCAGUUGACCUCUCAACAUCCCUAUUUCAAGUUGAAUCGCACCACGGGUGCGCUGAUCGUGAAACAGAAGCUUGCGCACAUCGACAUGGACGUGGAGGAGUCGUCGAGAUUGGUUGUGAGCGCUAGUUCCGGUAGACAGGGCUCAUUGUCGAACAUGACGGUAGUGGAGAUCACGCUGACCGACGACAGCGACGCGAACGAAGCCAGAGGCGCCACAGCUUUAGCCACGCCGACCGACGUUGGUUCCAACAUGGCCGUCGCUGCGACUGGCGGCCUGGCCGAUUGGGCGCUGGGCUUGCUGAUCGCUUUGCUUCUCCUGGUCGUCGCGUUCGGGGCCAUCUUCCUGUACCUUCAUCUUCGAAAUCGAAGGCACAAGAAACCCGGUACGAAACCGGGUUUGAACGGUGAGAGCAAUGCGACUGCGUCCAACAGCUACGUGGAUCCGAGUGCCUUCGACACCAUUCCGAUCAGAAGCGUCGCCGGGGUUGGAACAGCGGGGAACGGAGGUUCCGGAAACGGAAACGGCGGUGGCGGCGCAGCCUCCUGCCAAUUCGCGCCGCCAAAGUACGACGAGAUACCGCCGUACGGCACGUCCGGUCAAUCCGGCCAGCAACAGGCCACUUCCGAACUGUCCGGCAGCGAUCAGUCCGGAUCUUCCGGUAGGGGUUCCGCGGAAGACGACGGAGAGGACGAAGAGAUUCGAAUGAUCAACGAAGGUCAGCAGACCGGAGACUCUGCCAGCGAUCUGUCGGUUCACAAUACUCAGGAAUAUCUAGCCAGGCUGGGUAUCGUCGAUCCACCAGCCGGUACCCCGAGAAGACCGCCCGAAGCUCUGCCUCUCGACAGCUUGCACUUGUUCGAGGACGAGGCUGCGACCGAAGCGGACAUCGCUACCCUGAUUUACGGGAAAAUCGGGGAACCCGGGAGGCCGAUGUCGGGUCUGGAAGUUCCUGGAGGCCCUUCCAUGAACGGGUCCUUGAGUUCCAUCGUGCACAGCGAGGAGGAGCUCACGGGAUCGUACAAUUGGGACUAUCUGCUCGAUUGGGGUCCUCAUUAUCAACCACUUGCUCACGUAUUUAGCGAGAUCGCCAGGCUGAAAGACGACGCUGCCAGUGUUCAAAGCGGAAACUCGGGGAGCAGUGGCAAGACCAAGUCUGUACAUAAAGCUCCGCCCCCACCAUUGCUCACUUCCGUUGCUCCUAGAUCAUUGGCGGCACCCGCGUUGGCCAGAGGCAUCCUUCCGAGAUCUCCGAUCAGUCACGACGCUUCCACCUUCCCAUCGGCGGCCCUUAGUCCGAGCUUCUCCCCGUCCUUGUCUCCUCUCGCCACCAGAAGUCCUAGUAUCAGUCCUUUGGUGCCACCGGCCACCCAAAGGUCCAGUCAAAGUGCCAAUAGAGGUAUUCCGGUCACCGACGCCGAGUUGAGGAUCUAAGGAUACCUCGAAAUCGUCGACAACGUUGCGUCAGGUAUUUAGUAUUAGUCCCGCGAUCCUUUGACAAUCGGUGUCGUGUGUAUAUUCGAUGACGUUGAUCGACAAAUGGCGAGCGACGUUUUAGACAACGUAUUAAUCAAAGUUCAUCGCGUGGAGGGUGUUUAGCGUAGACUCGAUUCCGUGUGAUUCCAGUGUGCAGUGUGUAUAAAAUAGAGACUCUAAGUUGACUGACCUUCGACGGGAUUCUCGAAGGUGCCAAGGUGCAAAUUUCUUUUCUUUUUUUCUCCCCUCACCCCCCACCCCCUCCCAAUAUCCCUCGUGAUAAGCGA